Messenger RNA from Drosophila bipectinata, 1775 nucleotides. RefSeq names its product mitochondrial sodium/calcium exchanger protein. Gene Ontology annotation, molecular function: calcium:sodium antiporter activity. Gene Ontology annotation, biological process: intracellular calcium ion homeostasis; monoatomic cation transport; transmembrane transport. The record is from RefSeq and is a predicted model, not a curated record. Lineage: Eukaryota; Metazoa; Arthropoda; Insecta; Diptera; Drosophilidae. Gene Ontology annotation, cellular component: membrane.
AGCAAAAUGAUACGGGGUGAGUCUAUUUGUAUAAAUGUCAACCAACUCCCUGAGCCACAAAGAUGCCACUACGUGUUAAACACCAACGACUGCACCUCCAACAUGAAUCUGGUCAACUAUCUGGACUGGCACUACUGCCACUUGGACACCCGCAACAAGUUCAACACCUUCUGGAGUGUACUGUUUAUGGCGAUCCUAUUGAUCUACAUCUUCUGGAUGAUGCAAUUGGCGAUAAUCCAUCACUUCUGUCCUCUUUUGAAGAGUAUUGCGGAUGCACUCCGGCUGAAUGAGAGCACGGCAGGAGUUACUGUGCUGGCCAUUGCCAAUGGAUCUCCAGAUCUGUUCACAACCAUCGCUGCUGGAUUACCGAUCAGCAGCAACUCCUUCCUUUCCUGCGCCGCCGUCACCAUGUUCCUGCACAUUUUUGUGGCUGGGCUGGUGAUGCUCACCAAUCCAUUCUAUGUCGAGGCGAAUUACUUUAUUCGGGACUUUGGCUUUCUAUUCGUGAACACCGCCUAUAUGGACUACCUCCACAAGCGGCGGGAGGGCAUCGGCUUGGAGCACACAAUACCGGCGGCCCUUAUAUUCAUUUUUUAUGUCGCCACGGCUGUUGUGGACCAGCAACUGCUCAAGUCCCAAGUUAAAGCUCUCGAGCGAAAGCGAAGUUCUUUCUAUGAUGACUACGAUGACUACGACAAUGAACUUUUAGAAAACCUAAUGCCGCAGACUCAGCUUCCGAUAAGACGGCAUACAGUGAUUCGACACUCUCACACUUCAGGACACCGAAACAAACACCUGUUUCUUCAAUUCUGGCGAUCCAUUUUCCUUUUUAAUUUUGCCCGCUACCGGGAGGCCACCUUCCUGGUGAGGGCCUAUCUGAUACUCAAGGAGCCCAUUGAAAUGGCCCUCCGUCUACUGAUUCCGGUGGUGGAUGUGGAGCAGCCCCUUCACGGCUGGUCCAAGCUCCUCUACGUUAUCCAGAUUAACCUGGUGCCCACCUACUGUUCCUAUAUAUUGGGUGAGGCUGUGCGCGUUCAAAUGAUGCCGAAAAUAAACUUGCCCAUAUGUUUUGUCGUUUGGGUGGCAGUGUUUCCUCUAAGCGUAAUCGUAUUUUUUUGCACUCGCACCGAUACAAGACCAAAAAUAUUUAGAUUUACAUCGAUAUUUGCGUUUUUGGGCUCCAUCUUAAUUAUAUUUAUCCUUACAUCGGAGCUAUAUGCCAUGUUCUUCACCCUCUCGACCAUCAUGCAAAUGAGCCACCAAUUCUCCACCGCCACUGUCAUUUGUUGGGCUGUCCAGAGCAGAUCUCUGGUCACCAAUCUCAACCUGGCCCAUCAGGGUUGGCCCAGAAUGGCUUUUACCGCCACUUUUUCUUCGCCUGUCUUCACCACUUUUGCAUUUUUGGCACUACCCCUGCUCUUUCAGACGAUUAAGGCCUAUCCCGAUAGAUAUCAACCCAGUGAGGGUUCGUAUGGAGAGACAGCUUGCAUCUUUUUGGAGGUGGGUAUGUUCUUCUCGUUGAUCUCCGCCAUGACCACCAACUUCAAGAUGCGACGAGCCUGCGGCUUCCUUCUGGUGACUUACUAUCUGUUCUACGUGGGCGUACUGAUACUCCUGGAAACCCAAUGUAUCCAUCCAUAUGGCGUGUGAGCUAAUAGUGCCGAUCCCCCAAAAAAAAAACGUUCUUUCUCCAUUAGUUAUGCUAAUUCCCGACAUGAUUUAUGCCUCAUUAAAUGGCCAAUUUUGAUCCCUUGGCUUUUGGCUUCUUCAUUAGG